GUUCUGUUUAUAUAAAACCUUUAACAAUGGCCCGAAUGAAUCGCCCAGCCCCAGUGGAGAUCACUUACAAGAACAUGAGAUUCCUCAUCACUCACAACCCCACCAAUGCAACCUUGAACAAAUUCAUAGAGGAACUGAAAAAAUAUGGAGUUACUACAGUGGUGAGGGUGUGUGAAGCCACCUAUGAUGCAUCUCUAGUGGAAAAGGAAGGCAUUCAGGUUUUAGAUUGGCCCUUUGAUGAUGGAGCCCCACCUUCAAAUCAGAUUGUGGAUGAUUGGCUGAACCUUGUGAAAGUUAAGUUCCGUGAGGAGCCUGGUUGUUGUAUUGCUGUUCAUUGUGUAGCUGGACUUGGAAGAGCUCCAGUCCUGGUUGCCCUUGCACUGAUUGAGUGUGGGAUGAAAUAUGAAGAUGCAGUCCAGUUCAUAAGACAGAAGCGCAGGGGUGCAUUCAAUAGCAAACAGCUGCUCUACCUGGAGAAAUAUCGUCCAAAGAUGCGGCUCCGAUUCAAAGAUUCCAACGGUCACCGGACCAACUGCUGCAUUCAGUGAAGGGAAGGCAAUCCCUACUGCUAAAGAAAAGCGGAGACUGGUGUUGAUAUGUGGCCCCUGUCUGAGGAUUCAUUUUAUAGAUGUGGUUUACCCCCCCCCCCCCCCCCCCCCAGUAAUGGUCAUUGGGCACUUCCAUAGGAGUUGUACGAAGGACACAUGCUUGGCAGGAAUGCUGUUGCUACCUUCAUAUCCAUUUAGAUUAAUCUACCUUUUUGUGGCUUUAUAUGUUGCUGCUGUAUAUUAUUAUUUUUUAUUUAUUUAUUUAUUUUUUUUUUUUUAAGUCCCUCCCCCCACUUUUAAAGUUCAAGCAUUUGGUGUCUCCCAUUAAAAUCAUGCAUUAACAAAUGUUUAGGACCUAUUUUUGCAUUCCCCUUCUCUCUGCAAAUUAGGAGCAUAUAAAAUGUAGGUGCCACAUUUCUUGCAUGAUGCUUUAUAGUUGGUGAUUUUCUAGAGGUGCAGACUAGCUUGACUGGUCUUUUUUUUUUUUUUUUUUUUUGAAGGAAUGGUUUGGGGGAGGGGACCUGUAAAACACAACCGGCUGCUCAGUUUAUACACCUAACCAGUUUUAAAACUAGUGGGUGGGCCAUCUUUGCACAAAACACACUUUGUAUAUUGUCUUAAUUGUUUGUCACUUCUGCUACCAGUUAACAGUUUUCCAAUAUUAUCCUUUAGUCACUACCUUAGAGCUGUACCCUUUUUGUUUUACUGGAUAGAAGCACAUGCUUUUAAUGGAUUUGUCAUAUAUUAAAGCCUUAGUUUAAAAGGAACAUGGCACUCUGGUGAAGCUAGAUAGGGAGGGCCAGAUACAUAACAUUGGGAGGGGCUAUUUAAUAUUUGUAUCUGAAAAAAUAAAUUGUUGCCUUUUGUCUUGUGCAGGAAGUGUAUUAGAAGUAUGCCCUUAACUAAAUAUUUAAUAUACAAAAGCUUUGUUGUAGCUAAUAAUUCUUAUUGUACAAUGAUCUUCUGAACUUAUUAUUUUUUUUUAUCUAUCUAUCAACUUUGUUUACCAGCUACUGCUUUGUCUAAAAUGUGAUUUCUUCGGUUUUGGCUUCAAAUUGCAGACUUCAAUGUCUACAGUAUGUUGUAUGCCUUUUUUAUUUGAUCUGCAUAACUUAAUACUUGAUAAUUUUGUUAUGUAUUUGAAAUGGUGAUGUGUGUUAAUGUUAGAUCAACAAUAUUUAUACUGUCUAUGGGAACGUGUGGUAUAGUACUGUGGGAGAAGUAAUUUGCCAGUGUUCACCAGCUUGUUUUAAAAUCUAGUGCAAAAGCUUGUACUUCUAAAUAAACACUGAAAAUGAA
Acipenser ruthenus (sterlet) is the source of this 1847-nucleotide messenger RNA. It is a transcript of the gene ptp4a1, whose product is annotated as protein tyrosine phosphatase 4A1. The transcript is spliced from 5 exons. Gene Ontology annotation, biological process: protein dephosphorylation. Gene Ontology annotation, cellular component: nucleus. Gene Ontology annotation, molecular function: protein tyrosine/serine/threonine phosphatase activity. The coding region runs from base 27 to 548 and encodes 173 amino acids. The record is from RefSeq and is a predicted model, not a curated record. NCBI's taxonomy places the organism in Eukaryota, Metazoa, Chordata, Actinopteri, Acipenseriformes, Acipenseridae.